This is a messenger RNA of Carya illinoinensis, 3540 nucleotides long. Its product is annotated as protein BONZAI 3-like. NCBI's taxonomy places the organism in Eukaryota, Viridiplantae, Streptophyta, Magnoliopsida, Fagales, Juglandaceae. The transcript has 17 exons. The record is from RefSeq and is a predicted model, not a curated record. Gene Ontology annotation, cellular component: plasma membrane. Gene Ontology annotation, molecular function: calcium-dependent phospholipid binding. Gene Ontology annotation, biological process: cellular response to calcium ion. Bases 561 to 2348 code for a protein of 595 amino acids.
UUUGAACAAAGUCAAUCAUGAAGAUGGAUAUUGAUUUUAUGAGUAAACAAUUAAUUUCGUUGUAUAAGAAAAUCAUCUUCCGGGUUCGUCGAUGCCCCCUUCUGCUUUCCUCUGUGUUGGUUUUCACGCGAAAUUGCUCAAAGGGAAGAGGAGAUCAUGCGUUCGUUGAUUCCUAAGAACAGAAAACAACUGGUGUGUUCGUGAAGAAAGCACUGCUACAUCGUAAAGAUGCUACAAUUUCGUAGGUUCUUGCACAGAAGGAAGGAAGAAAGGAAACAUUUCAUCGUCUACGUAGGAAAACAGCUUUUCUCCAUUAAUAUAUAGAGCAGAGCUAGACAAUCCUCUGCAAUCACAAUCCUCAACACCCGUUUUCUCCGAAAUAGGUUGCGACCAAACACGUAAAAAUUCUUCCUUUUUGUAUGUUUUGAUACAAAGGGACAAGCUGAGUUUGAAGAGCUCUGAAAAUUUUUUAGAGGAUAAACAAAUAAUUUAUCCAGGGUUUUAAUUAGAGAAAAGAAAAGAAAGAAACAAAAUUGGGGUUGAGAGAGAGAGAGAGAGAGAUGGGGAACUGCUUUUCGGAUGUGCAAGGAGGAAAGCAAGCUGUGGGUGGGGUCCAACAGAGUACCACGGCUACCAACAACAACAACGGCGGCCACAACGACGCCGUUGAGUUCUUCUACAGGUCUCGGGGACUCCAGCAACUCUUCACUCAAAUCGAGUUAUCCCUAUCAGCAUUUAACUUGCGAGAUCGUGACAUCAUUUCAAAGAGUGAUCCCAUGGCAGUGUUAUAUGCGAAGAAAAUAGAUGGAAAACUAGAGGAGUUAGGCCGCACUGAGGUUAUACUGAAUAGCUUGAAUCCCACGUGGAUGGAAAAAAUUACAGUUGCAUUCCAGUUCGAGAUUGUACAGCCAUUGGUAUUUCAUGUGUAUGAUGUUGAUACCAAAUUUCACAAUAUACCUGUAAAGAUGCUGAAAUUGGAGGAUCAAGAUUUUCUUGGAGAGGCCACGUGUGUUCUAUCAGAGGUACUUACCAAACGAAAUCAGAGUUUAACCCUUAAUCUUCAUAGUAAAAUUGGGCAUGUGGGUUUGAGGAACUUAGGGGUACUCACCAUCCAUGCAGAGGAAACAGUUGCUUCAAGGAGGGUUGUUGAGAUGAUACUCCGUUGUUCUUACUUGGAUAACAAGGACAUAUUUUCUAAAAGUGAUCCUUUUCUAAGAAUAUCUAGAAUUGUUGAGAGUGGAGGCUCAAUUCCAAUAUGCAAGACUGAAGUGGUGAACGACAAUUUAAAUCCAACAUGGAAACCCCUAUGCCUGAGUAUGCAGCAGUUUGGAAGUAAGGAUAACCCCUUGAUUAUCGAGUGCUUUGAUUUCAAUAGCAGUGGCAAACAUUCGCUUAUUGGUAAACUUCAGAAGUCAGUGGCCGACCUGGAAAAACUUCAUGAAGGUAGAAGUGGUGCAAAUCUUACUAUAACAUCUCAUCAUGGUCACAAGAAGGUUUUGAAGGGAGAGCUGUUUGUGGAUCAAUUUUGUGAGAAGGAACAAUACAGCUUUAUUGAUUACAUUUCUUGUGGAUUUGAGCUCAACUUUAUGGUUGCAGUUGACUUUACAGCCUCAAAUGGAAAUCCUCGGAACCCAGAUUCUUUACACUACAUUGAUCCUUUCGGCCAGUUGAAUUCUUAUCAGAAGGCUAUAAUGGAGGUUGGGGAGGUCAUUCAAUUUUAUGAUUCUGAUAGGCGCUUUCCUGCAUGGGGCUUCGGUGGAAAAACUUUUGAUGGAACCAUCUCACAUUGCUUCAACCUGAAUGGAAGCACAGGUAGCUUUGAGGUCGAAGGAGUUGGAGGCAUCAUGUCUGCUUAUGCAAGUGCUCUACAUAAUGUUACUCUGGCUGGACCAACCUUGUUUGGCCAAGUGAUUAAAAGAGCUGCUCAAAUUGCAAGCCAAUCCGUUUCAUACAAUAGCAAAAAGUACUUUGUUUUGCUCAUUAUUACGGAUGGAGUCCUUACAGACCUUCAAGAAACGAAAGACGCUUUGGUGAAGGCAUCUGAUCUUCCACUAUCAAUUCUUAUAGUGGGAGUGGGAGGUGCAAAUUUUGGACAAAUGGAGGACCUUGAUGCUGAUAAAGGACAACGAUUAGAGAGCUCUACCGGUCGUGUUGCUACACGUGACAUUGUACAGUUUGUUCCAAUGCGAGAUGUUCAUGGUGGGCAGAUUUCUGUGGUCCAAGCUCUUUUGGAAGAGCUACCAGGACAGUUCUUAACAUACAUGCGGUGCAGAGAUAUCAAGCCACACCCUCUUGAUGAAGCCCAAGCAUCUGGACCUGAAUCAAUGGAAGCUGAUUGGAGUGGGUAGACACAAGGGAGGCCUUUACUUUCUGCAACAAUCAAGCUCUUCUACUAGUGAUUUACUACAAACUCCUUCUUUACCUGUAAUAGCAUCACAUUUAGCUAAACAGUUGUUUGUUUGUUCCAAAUCCUCAAAACAUGCCUUAUUUGAACUAUGGCAUAAUAGAUUAGGUCAUCCUUCUGUUUUUAGGAUGAAAUUUUUACAUAAAUUCGUGCCUGAUAUGUUAGAUACUGACUCUCCAUGCCUUGUUUGUCCUCUGGCAAAACAAAAGAAAUUACCAUUUCCUCAUGCUUCUCAUAUGUCUCCUUUUCCUUUUGAUUUGGUUCAUUGUGAUGUAUGGGGACCUUUUUCUACCCCCACUGUUGAAGGUCAUAAAUAUUUUUUAACAAUUGUUGAUGAUUGUACACGGGCCAGAUAUCACCUUCUCUAUUCAUCGGCUUAGUCAGUAUAUGGAAAAGCCCCGUGAUCCUCAUUUACAAGCUACUUAUCAUAUUCUGUAGUACAUUAAGUCCACUCCAGGACAUGGUUUAUUUUUUCCAGCUGAUUCUUCUUUUCAGAUCAAAGCUUUUACAUAUUCGGAUUGGGCUUCAUGCCCUGAUACUCGAAGAUCUACUACGAGUUACUGUGUCUUUCUUGGAGAUUCCUUGGUGUCCUGGAAAUCUAAGAAACAACAAACAGUUUCUCAUUCAUCAGCAGAGGCAGAAUAUCGUUCUAUGGCCACUACAACUUGUGAAAUUGUUUGGCUUCUUUCCUUACUCUCAGAUUUUAGAGUUUCUCAUUCUAAUAGUGCUCAUCUGUUUUGCGAUUACACAGCUACACUUCAUAUUGCUACUAAUCCUGUCUUUCACGAGCGCACAAAACAUAUUGAGCUUGAUUGCCAUUUUGUACGUGACAAGCUUCAAGUUAGGAUUCUUAAGACGUUUCAUGUUGGUUCUCAACAUCAACUUGCUGAUGUUCUUACUAAAGCCUUGGAUAGUCACCAAUUUUCUACAUUGAUAACCAAGAUGGGAGUUCUUUCCAUUUACUCUCCAUCUUGAGGGAAAGUAUUACAAAUUGUUUAAAGUCUUAUUGUAAUAUGUUAUUUUAUAGUCCUUACAUGUAAUUAUACUCAUUUUACUUUACUCUUUGUAGUAUAAAUAUCUUGUAAUAUUUUACAAUACUCAAUUUAUUCAAAAUAUACACAAAAGUAUUUUCUUCA